Messenger RNA from Tinamus guttatus (white-throated tinamou), 207 nucleotides. The record is from RefSeq and is a predicted model, not a curated record. Lineage: Eukaryota; Metazoa; Chordata; Aves; Tinamiformes; Tinamidae.
AUGUCCCCCAUGGUGAUGCUCUUUGUCCCCAUGUCCCCCGUGGUCGCCCCGUGUCCCCGCGGUGACCCCCGCUGUCCCUGUCCCCAGAUGCUCCUCUAUUUGUCCUUCCCUGUCUCCAUGUUCUGGGUGUCCAACCAGGGCGGCUACUUCGAGGAGCGCGUGGAGCGCAGGAAGCGGGAGAUCUUCCCCCCCGACGACCCCGAGCGG